Strongylocentrotus purpuratus (purple sea urchin) is the source of this 3028-nucleotide messenger RNA. RefSeq lists its product as uncharacterized. The record is from RefSeq and is a predicted model, not a curated record. NCBI's taxonomy places the organism in Eukaryota, Metazoa, Echinodermata, Echinoidea, Camarodonta, Strongylocentrotidae. The transcript has 5 exons. The coding region runs from base 235 to 1149 and encodes 304 amino acids.
UCGCUAUAUUUAGCAUGCUGCAGGUUCAACUUCAAGGAGCGAGAUAGAAAAAUACUCGGAGAAAUUCACUUUUUGGAGGCAAGGUGGACUUUUAAAAACAGGAUUGCAACAAUAGGUAGUCGUAAAUCAAUGAAUAAUUAUAUUUUCUACCAGAAAAGGUGAAUUUUAAGCAACCUUUCUGACCUGCUCAAGCAAAACUAGUUUAGGAUUACAUAGGAGCAAGACUUGGUUUAGAUGGCUACCAAGGUGCGGUACCUAGACAGAAGAUUGCUCAAGAAUGUUCUUCGUCACACAGAGACUCACAACAGACUUCAAGAGGAGGAGGAAAUGUGGGAUAAGAAGAAAGACCGGAGAUCAGAUAGACCCAAGAAGAGGUCACGAGGUCCGGUCAGAUAUGGGCAGAUGUACAGUGAUUCCCCUCAAGACCUGAUCGGUGGAAGUAGCAGAGAUAAAUGGAAUCAACGGAGACUGAACAGAGGUGGCAGACAGGGCAUGGGCAGGGAGGUGGAGAGAUGGAGUCACAAUGGAUUCAUGGAGCUCUACCCAGAAGAGAGUAUUAACAGGUCCUCUAUGGAUGAGAGCAGUGAUGAAGGGGGUAUAGGGCAAUCCAGCAAAAGAAAGAAACAUUCAAAGAGAUCUGAACGACCAAAGAAACCAUCUAGAGACCAGCAAGAAAGCGAUGAUAGUUCCUCAGAUUCAGAGAGUUCAACCAGUUUUAGCAGUUCUGACAGUUCUUCAAGUGAAAGCAGUGGCAGCGAAGGAGAGAAGGACAAAGGAAGAAUCACUGAAGCAAGGAAACCACAAAGAGAUGAUGAGAGGAAACACUCAAGGAGGAGAGAUAACCCCAGGAUGCAUAGAAGAAGUCCCAGCAGGAGAAGCGUGAGUAAGGAACGAAGUAGACGACAAAGGAGGAGUAGAGAAAGAAGAAAUUCUGGAAGAAAUGACAAAAGGAAUGGACACAGUGAAGAUAAGAAAUCAAGGAGAGACAAGAGUACGGAUAGAGACAAGCCUCGAAAAAGACACUCCAGUCAUGAUACAUCAAGAGACAGGCACCAUCGAAGGAGAGAUGACAGAGAAUCCAGUAGAAAAAGGAAGAGUGAUAGAAAAGAUAGAAGCAGAGACAGAAAAAGGAGUAGAAGAAGCAGGUGAUCUGGAGUUUUGUGCAUCAGUGUGCUAUAGCAAUUUGAUUUUUUUCUUCUGUUUGUGGUUUGAGUAACCAUUGCCAAGUUUGAGGUUGUCUGUCAUUUUUAUGAGUAGAUGUUCCUAUUUGUUGUUGCUCUUCAAGAUUCAUAAGAAAAGUAAUGUAAUGGUAGGACAGUGCGUCCUAGAAAGAAUGAAAACCCGAUAACAAAUGAAUAUUGUGAACAAACUGCAGGUAUAAUGAGCUGCAUGAAUAUGAUUUCUUGCUUUUUAUAAAGUGGAAGUGCUUUGCAUUAUACAUUGAAUACAUUAAGCCAUAUACACCUCAUUGAGCAACAUUGUUUUGAAAAUGGCAUGUCAGAAUCAAUCUUGGCCUGAUUUGGGUGAACUGAAUAAUUAACUAUCCCAUAUGGGACCAUGACCUGAAGGAAACAAACAGUUCAAAGCUGAAUGAGGAGCUUGUUUUCAUGUGUUUCUCUGUUAAUUAUGGGGGCAAGAUAAUUGCCAUCAUCAUAAAAUAAAGGAUAUGGGAGGCAUUGUCAAAGAUGGGGGUAAAAAUAAUAUUCUGUACCUAAAUUUGUCUGCAAUUGUUUGAAAUGAACAGUGAUUUUUGCAUUUUUCAGAACUGCAACUUUUCAAAAGAGGAAAUCAGACAGUCAGGUAAUAUUUAUGCAAGAAUCAAAGUAAGGAGCACCUUAUAACGGGUAAGGUAUGGUCAAUUGGGCACAUAAUGUAGAAAAAUAAAUCAUCAGAAUAGGGAAUUUUCCUCUCAUUUUCAAAAGCAUUUCCUUAAAGUUUUUUUUGUAUGUGGUUUUUCACUAUUUUUCCAAAAUGCGCCACAAAUGGAUUUUAACAUACCAUUUUCAAAAUAAUAUUAUUCAGUCAAGCAUUCAUGGUUUAAUGCCUACACUCAUCAGUGUAUUAUUUGGAAGCAAUACUUUUACUUUAGGAAAAGCAAGUUUUUUUUCAUAUACAUGUACUAUUCGCUCAUAGUUUGCUCACGAUAAGUAUUUGUUUUGAGAUUUUGUUUUUUUCUCCGAUGUACUGUACAUGUAUAUUAGAACAUUUCAGUACUAUAGGAGAUCAUCACAUUUAUUAUAGAAUAAAUUUAAUUGCACAAUUUGUAAAAGCUAAUACAGUAGAGGUGUUAUGGUCCAGUCGAUUAGUCUCAGAACUGAACUACAAGGUACGGGUUCAAAUCCCUGCCACAACAUUAAUGUAUAUUGGCAAGAUUUUAAUCUAAAUUUGCCACACUCCACCCAGAUGAGGUAAAUGGGUACCUGGUAGAAUUAUUCCUUGAAAUGGGCUCUGUGCUUAUAGCGGCUCCCAGAGCUAACGCUAGGGUAAUCAUUUCCAAAGCCCUGAGGAAGCACAUAGGGACGUUAAAAUUCAUAUAAAUAAUGUGUUAAAUGCACUAUACAAUAACGGAAUAUUAUUAUUAUUAAAUGUACAAAUUUGAGAGUUUGUGUCUUUGUAUUAGUCUCUCUAUCAUUACCUUUCCAAUAUGCUUAAAAUAUAUACAAAAAGCUUAUUGAAGAAUUAUGCUGCCUUCAAUUCAUGAGAUUGGUCAGUCUUUAAAGAAUGUAAUCUAGAACCUGAGAUGAACUCUCCUCUGCCUUGUUACCAUGUGAUGUGAUAAACCCCCUCUAAAAACCUGAUGUAAUCUAGAACCUGAGAUGAACUCUCCUCUGCCUUGUUACUAUGUGAUGUGAUAAACCGCCUCUAAAAACCUGAUGUAAUCUAGAACCUGAGAUGAACUCUCCUCUGCCUUGUUACCAUGUGAUGUGAUAAACCGCCUCUAAAAACCUGAUGUAAUCUAGAACCUGAGAUGAACUCUCCUCUGCCUUGUUACUAUGUGAUGUGAUAAACCGCCUCUAAAAACCUGAUG